AUGAGAGAUUUAGUAGUGCUCGGGGGUUCAUCCCACCCGCACCUCACCAAAUCAAUAUGUCGUAAUUUAACCAUAGAACAAGGACAAGUUUUAUCUAAGAAGUUUUCUAAUGGAGAGACUAGUAUUGAGAUUGAAGAUUCUGUUAGAGAGAAGGAUGUAUUUAUUGUACAAUCAGGAUGUGGAGAUGUUAAUGAUAAUUUUAUUGAAUUAUUAAUAAUGAUAUCUGCCUGUAAAAUAGCUAGUGCUACUCGAGUUACUGCAGUAUUACCAUUAUUUCCUUAUUCUCGUCAACCUGAUGUACCUCAUGCAGCUAAUAUUACUGGAGCUCCAUUAAUUUCAACUAAAAAAGAUCUGUAUACUUUUGAAAGUACUCCUAGUACUCCUCGUCCAUUAUCAAGAGGUAGUAGUCUUAAUCAAAGUUAUUUUGCUGAUUCUUUACCUUUAUCUGGUAAUAAUAAUAACAAUAAUACUUCUCGUGAUGGAUUAUUAGAAAGAGCUACACUUAAUAAUUUAAAACAACCUCAACCAACAAAAGGAACAUAUACUCCUAGAUCAAUUGUUACAAACUCAGCCUCAACAAAUAUUCCUGUAGUUGAUGCUUAUGGUAAAACUGAUAAUGGUUAUAAACAAUGGGUUGCUCAAAAUGGAACAUUAAUUGCAAAUUUAUUAACUACUGCUGGUGCUGAUAGAUUAAUUACUAUGGAUUUACAUGAUCCUCAAUUCCAAGGAUUCUUUAAUAUCCCAGUAGAUAAUUUAUAUUCGAGACCUUUAUUGAAGCAUUAUAUAAAGGAUUAUAUUCCUAAUUAUCAAGAUUGUGUUAUUGUUUCUCCCGAUAGUGGUGGAGCUAAACGUGCUACAUCUAUUGCUGAUUCUUUAGGAUGUUCAUUUGCACUUAUACAUAAGGAAAGAAGAGCCAAAGUUGCCAAAAACCCUCCUUCAACUUAUGCCUCUAGUUCUUCAAGUUCUGUUAAUCUUUUAAAUUCUGUUAGUACAAGUCAUACAAAUGUCGUAGCCACUACUAUGUUAGUUGGUGAUGUAAAGGAUAAAGUAUGUGUAUUAAUAGAUGAUUUGGUAGAUACUUCAUAUACUAUAACUAGAGCUGCCAAAUUAUUAAAAGAUCAAGGUGCUAAAUAUGUAUAUGCAUUAGUCACUCAUGGUGUUUUCAGUGGUGAUGCAAUUAAUAGAGUUAAUAAGUCAGACAUUGAUAGAGUAAUAACUACUAACUCAGUACCACAAUUAGAUAAUGUAUCAGUGAUAGGACCUGAGAAUUUCGAAGUAUUAGAUAUUUCAAGAAUUCUUGCUGAAGCUAUUAGAAGAAUUCAUAAUGGGGAAUCGGUAUCUAUGUUAUUCGAUCAUGGAUGGUAA
Scheffersomyces amazonensis is the source of this 1365-nucleotide messenger RNA. It is a transcript of the gene PRS5, whose product is annotated as ribose phosphate diphosphokinase subunit. The transcript has a single exon. Gene Ontology annotation, biological process: ribonucleoside monophosphate biosynthetic process; purine nucleotide biosynthetic process; 5-phosphoribose 1-diphosphate biosynthetic process. The record is from RefSeq and is a predicted model, not a curated record. Gene Ontology annotation, cellular component: cytoplasm; ribose phosphate diphosphokinase complex. Gene Ontology annotation, molecular function: magnesium ion binding; ribose phosphate diphosphokinase activity. NCBI's taxonomy places the organism in Eukaryota, Fungi, Ascomycota, Pichiomycetes, Serinales, Debaryomycetaceae. The coding region runs from base 1 to 1365 and encodes 454 amino acids.